AUGCGCAGAUAUUUCACCGCAACGGUCCCCGGCCCAGGGCAUAAAUCUCACAAAUGGACCUCGCCUGUUUGGGCAGUGACCUGCGAGACGCCGUCCGCCAUUUACCGGGCUCCGUUGAUGAGCGACCGGACGAAUCGAGGACAACAGCAAGUGGUCAGUCGUCAGCAGCUGAAGACCGAAGCAAUGGAAGGUGACGUUGGUCACUACGUGGCCAAAGAAGGAGCUCACAGGAGUCAGAACAAGCGUAUGUUUUCGCGACAUCCAAAGACCGCCUCGACGAAGCGUUUUGCUGCCUCCUGCGGGUCGUCCUCGCCAUCAUCCGAAUUCGUAGCCUCCAAGGAGGAAACCGGCAUCACUGACCGGUCGUUGAACGACCAGCCUCGGACCUCAUCGUCCUCGUCCUCCUGUUUCUAUUCAAUUCAGUCGAUCCUGAACAGCACGUCUUGCUCGACGUCUUCGUCGAGGCCUCCACGUCGCGCCGCCAGCCCAAGCGCAACGUCAACAGGUGACGACGAGGCGCUGCAGAAGUACUGUAGAUCUUCGAACGUUCUGAACGGCGUAGCGAUGGCGUCGUGGUUCAACUCGUCGUCCAACUUCGUCUACUCGUACCUACUGCCGAAGAUAUGGUACCAAGACCCUAGAUUCGGCGCCAUGUGGCAGGCGGCAGCGCAGCAUCAGCGGCUGAAGAUGAAGCCGGACAUGGAGAAGGACGCUGAUCCGGUGACGACGUGCAAAAAGCAGAGCCGACCGACUUUCACCGGUCCGCAGAUUUUCAUUCUCGAAAAGACGUUCGAGCAAACCAAAUAUUUGGCCGGAAUGGACCGGGCGAAAUUGGCCACCCGUUUGGGCAUGACCGAAAGCCAAGUUAAGGUAUGGUUCCAGAACCGACGAACGAAAUGGCGGAAACACGAGGCGUCGAAAAUGGCGAAAGCGAAAAACGACCAGGACCGCCUUCUGCAGUCGCACAGAGCCCAGCACUCGCUGAGUCUUACGUAA
This is a messenger RNA of Soboliphyme baturini, 996 nucleotides long. Lineage: Eukaryota; Metazoa; Nematoda; Enoplea; Dioctophymatida; Soboliphymatidae. The record is from the annotation of a GenBank genome assembly.